UCAACACAAUUUUCCACGUUCAGCCAUAAACCACAAGUUUCUUUUUUCAUCGAUGACCAGGCCAUCAUCCGAGUGGUGAAGAUGUUUUCUCUGUGACCUUACAAACUGAGGAGGUGAUCCUGCCCAUAGCUUUGCAUGCUGAUUUCCAUGUGUUCCAUUCAUGGCAGUGAAUGUGUUCAGACCCCUCCAGAGUCAUAUAGAGGCAGACACAGGAGCGGACUUGAUGCUGCGGACGCCGAUAGGAGAGAUGGCUAUAAAAUUUUGUUGCUUUUCUCAGGAGCCUGUGGACGAUGUGGACUCCUGGGGCGAGUCUAUCGAGAAGCUUCUGGACUCUAGAUCGGGACAGUUGGCUUUCCAGGAAUUCCUAAAGUCAGAAUACAGUGAGGAAAAUAUUCUCUUCUGGCUGGCAUGUGAGGAAUACAAAAAGAUCACGAGUGCACCAGAGAUGAUCAGCAUGGCAAACCAAAUCUACACUGAGUUUGUGCAAACUGACGCACCCAGACAGGUCAACAUUGAUUCUGGGACUCGAUCAAACAUAACAAACAACAUCUCAGAGCCAAACCUGAACUCAUUUGAUGCCGCACAGAAGCACAUCUUCAGUCUAAUGUCGAGGGAUUGCUAUCCCAGGUUUCUGAAGUCUGACAUCUACAGGGCCAUUCUGCAAAAGCACGACAAUAGCUGACUUCAUAAUGGUACACUGUUACUAUUGCCAGUAAUGACUUGUAAAUUUAAAUUUUAUAUUUGGUAAGCACGAUCUUUAUUAGUUUUGGACUGAAAUAGCUCUAGUUUCAUCGUUUCACCGUAAACAUCAAAUCUGAAGUAAUAAACUGACAGACCCCUAAUGCAUGUCCUACAUACAGUAAAUGUCUCUAAAUAAUGUUUGUAACAUUUGGGCUUUUCUGAAUUUUAUGCACUUUUAUAUAAAGAGCUAUAUGUUGAUUUUACAGUGUAAUGUAAAAAUAUUGAUGCACCACAAAAAUACUUCACAAAUCAUCCUAUGUAGGAUUUAUUUGUUGUGUUAUGGGCCUGAACUAAUUCAGCCAGUUCCUUGUUUUCCUUGUUAUAAACACUUUUGAGAAACAGUGAUUAAGAAUUUCAAGACAAUAACUGCACAAAACUAUAGAUUUUUUCUAAUUUCUCUAACUUGUACAGCCAAUACAUCUACACUUCACUUAUUUAACAGUGCAAUUUAUGGAGAUGUUAAUUACCAAGCAAUGUUUAAUAUAAAUGAUAAUGUAAUUUUCUUUUUUAUGUUUUUUUUUUUUUUUUUUGCAAAUAUAUUUGGUUUGUUUUUCUUAUGAAUGAUGUUGUCAUGACU
This is a messenger RNA of Paramisgurnus dabryanus, 1318 nucleotides long. RefSeq names its product regulator of G protein signaling 1 (gene rgs1). Lineage: Eukaryota; Metazoa; Chordata; Actinopteri; Cypriniformes; Cobitidae. The record is from RefSeq and is a predicted model, not a curated record.